Didymosphaeria variabile is the source of this 1188-nucleotide messenger RNA. It is a transcript of the gene RFC3, whose product is annotated as Subunit of heteropentameric Replication factor C (RF-C). The record is from RefSeq and is a predicted model, not a curated record. The transcript has 3 exons. Gene Ontology annotation, biological process: DNA repair; DNA-templated DNA replication. Gene Ontology annotation, molecular function: ATP hydrolysis activity; ATP binding; DNA binding. Lineage: Eukaryota; Fungi; Ascomycota; Dothideomycetes; Pleosporales; Didymosphaeriaceae. Gene Ontology annotation, cellular component: nucleus; Ctf18 RFC-like complex; Rad17 RFC-like complex. The coding region runs from base 1 to 1188 and encodes 395 amino acids.
AUGUCUGAUUACGAGGACGACAUGGACGUUGAUGCGCCUGCCGCAGACACAUCGAUUCAGUUCGGUGGAGACACGAAGAAGGGAAAGAGGAGCGCUGCAAACCUCCCGGUGGAGGCCGAAGAUUCUUUGCCUUGGGUAGAGAAGUACCGACCACAUUCGUUGGACGACGUCGAAGGCCACAAAGACAUCAUAGCUACGAUCAACAAGUUUGUAGACUCAAAUCGACUACCGCAUCUCCUUCUCUAUGGCCCUCCUGGUACCGGCAAAACAUCGACUGUCCUCGCUCUCGCACGGCGGAUAUACGGCGCCAGAAACAUGCGGCAAAUGGUGCUUGAACUGAACGCUUCCGAUGACAGAGGUAUCGACGUGGUCCGCGAGCAGAUAAAGACCUUCAGUAGCACGAAGCAAAUUUUUGCUGCUGCACCCAAAGCAGGCGAGGCUUCCUCACUCGCAACGUUCAAGCUGAUCAUCCUGGAUGAGGCCGACGCUAUGACAGCUACGGCACAAAUGGCACUACGACGAAUUAUGGAGAAGUACACAGCGAACACCCGAUUCUGCAUCAUUGCAAACUACACGCACAAGCUGUCACCAGCGCUACUCUCGCGAUGCACGCGGUUCCGAUUCUCACCGCUAAAAGAGGGCGAUAUCCGGAGUUUGGUAGACAAAGUCAUUGAAGAAGAGAAAGUCAACAUCACACAGGACGCAACCGACUCGCUUGUAACCCUAAGCAAGGGCGAUAUGCGACGUGCGCUAAACGUCCUACAAGCGUGCCACGCAUCGAGCACACCGCUACAACCACCCGGCAGGCCAGCGCCGGACCCAAACACCAUUGUGCGAGACCAGAUCACUCAAACUACAAUCUACGACUGCAUAGCUGCACCUCACCCCACUGACGUCACCUACAUCCUCAACAUGCUGCUAGAAACGGGCGACAUCACACAGUGUCUGAAGACGAUCAACACUAUUAAGGCGCAAAAGGGUCUUGCGUUGGCGGACAUUCUGACGGCAUUGAGCGAGGAGUUGGUGAAGAACGACGUACCCCCUCAGACGAUGGUAACCUGGAUGUCAGGUCUGGCGGAUAUCGAGUAUCGACUUAGCGGUGGUGGAAGCGAGACGAUCCAGACGGGUGCGACUAUUGGUGUCGUGAGGACAGGUGUAGAACUGUUAGCGCAUGGGAAAAAAUUGUAG